Messenger RNA from Thamnophis sirtalis, 1171 nucleotides. The record is from RefSeq and is a predicted model, not a curated record. Lineage: Eukaryota; Metazoa; Chordata; Lepidosauria; Squamata; Natricidae.
UUAUUUAAAAUUCCAUUGGUUUUAUUUUGGGUUCGGGGAUUUAAACCAUAGUCAGAAAUAGCAGAAUGAUCCAGUAGUUAUACCUUUCACUGAUUGUAAAGGAAGCAAUGUCUAAGUAGGGUAGACAAAUAAGUGCUUUGUUAUGUUACCCAAAGAACCACAAAAAAAUAUCAGAAGUAGAAAUACGUUUGCAUGAUAUUUAACUUUCCGGCUCUUAACAGGUGCAGAAUUCUCAGGCCAGAGAAGCCUAAUCAGAGCUUUCUGGAGAAAACAGAAAGGCGAGGAUACUCAUUGAGUGAGGUACUAGAAGAUUUUUCAGAAGACUAGAGAAAAGGGAGUGCUGCAACAUUUAUCUAAGAUUUGUUUAUUUUGCUUGACUCUAACAACCCUUCUAUUUAAGGUCAGCGAUGGGCAGUUUGUUCCUAGUGCAGCAGGCAAUAGGUUGGUGUCGUGUUCGACUGCCUGUGAUUGUAACUAAGAGAUUCUGCACCAUGUCUUCUCAAAAACAUUGGAUGCCUCCUCCUGCAUCUCUACUACAGCCAUUAUCUGUUCCAAACAGAUUAUUACUAGGACCUGGGCCUUCCAAUUCUCCUCCACGGGUCUUGUCUGCAGGUAGCCGACAGCUCAUAGGACAUCUACACAAAGAGUUGAUUCAGAUAAUGGAUGAUAUUAAGGUGGGAAUCCAGUACAUAUUCCAGACCCAGAACCCUCUCACACUGGCUAUCAGUGGUACAGGCCACUGUGCAAUGGAAGCCGCCUUCCUGAAUUUGGUGGAACAGGGAGACAAAGUCUUAGUUGCUGUGAAUGGAAUUUGGGGAGAACGAGCAACUGACAUUGCAAGCAGACUUGGAGCUGAAGUACAUCAAUUGGUAAAGGCUCCUGGAGAAUAUUUUACUUUAGAAGAAAUAGAAAGGGGCUUGAUACAGCAUUCUCCCUUUUUAUUUUUCAUCACACAUGGAGAAUCAUCUACUGGAGUAGUUCAGCCACUGGAUGGCCUGGGAGACCUCUGUCACAGAUAUAAUUGCUUACUACUGGUAGAUGCUGUGGCAUCAUUAGGUGGCACUCCAAUACUUAUGGACCAGCAAGGUAUUGACAUUCUGUAUUCUGGCUCCCAGAAAGUUUUAAGUGCACCACCUGGUGCUUCUCCCAUUUCUUUCAGCAACAGAGCCAG